AUGUCAGCAGAUGCACCAUCGGCGAGUGAAUUUGUGGUCAAACUGGAAAAGAUGAUACAACAAGAGAAGCAUGUCCCAGAUCAGGACUAUAACAUCAACGAGACCGGGCUGAAUUUCAAAAGGCUUCAAGAGGAUCCGGACUCUCCUGCAUUCGACAGUCAAAGCUCAAGUCUGAUCAAACUCAACAAUGGCACAAUCCUUUAUUUAAGAGAAGUCAACCGCUUCCUAGCUCUAGUCUGCAUAUUAAGAGAGGAUAACUUUGAUAAACAAGGUGUGAUCGACUACAACUUUCUGUGUUUCCGAGAGGCCAUCCAACAAGUGUUUGAACUGCGCAAAGCCAUCUCGAGCAACAUUAUUUUAAAUAACCACACCGAAGCCAUCACCUCAUAGUGGAUUUUUGCUUCAAUCUACUUCAUAUUCAUUUGUUAAUAUGUAUGAUUGAUAUUUCUUACUGUAAAGGAUCAAUUGUAUAUAAUAGUUAUUUUUUUACUGUAAAAUAUAACUGUAUGUGUAUCUGUAUAAAGGAAUAUUGUAAUCUAUCAUAAAGUUUUGUAAUAUAUACAUCAGAAAAUGAUUUCAAAUCAUUGUUAUUUAGUGUGAAAUGUUAUAAUAGCUAUUAAAGAAUAACGGGUUCAUUAAAACAUAAUAUUUUAUAAAUGUGAUUGAUCGUUUAAUGGAUAUCAGUCCAGUGUAACAAAUGUAGUUAAAAUAAUAAUAUUGUUAUCUGUACAUUAUCAUUCAUUCAAAAUGCUAUAUAUAUUUUGAUUGAUCAUGGUUCUCAUAUGUUGAAUAAUGGAAUUAAUUGGAUCAGUGGAAUUACUCGACUGUGUUCCAGUUUAAGUGCCUAUUAAUGAGUUUGUUUUAUGUAUAUUUUGAGUAUUAUUUAAAUGCAUGUUGUUCCUAUUUAAGUUGGUUCUUGUCUAAAACACUUUUAUAUUUGUUACAGUGUUAAAUAAUAAACCAGCGUAAAUAUACUUGAUUUGAAUUGGUCUAAAUAAAUACAAGCAAUUAUAUUAUUA
This is a messenger RNA of Homalodisca vitripennis (glassy-winged sharpshooter), 1019 nucleotides long. RefSeq names its product ras-related GTP-binding protein C-like. The transcript has 3 exons. Gene Ontology annotation, biological process: cellular response to amino acid stimulus; cellular response to starvation; regulation of autophagy. The coding region runs from base 1 to 390 and encodes 129 amino acids. Gene Ontology annotation, cellular component: Gtr1-Gtr2 GTPase complex; lysosome; nucleus. The record is from RefSeq and is a predicted model, not a curated record. NCBI's taxonomy places the organism in Eukaryota, Metazoa, Arthropoda, Insecta, Hemiptera, Cicadellidae. Gene Ontology annotation, molecular function: GTP binding; GTPase activity.